Arachis duranensis is the source of this 1041-nucleotide messenger RNA. RefSeq lists its product as uncharacterized. Lineage: Eukaryota; Viridiplantae; Streptophyta; Magnoliopsida; Fabales; Fabaceae. The record is from RefSeq and is a predicted model, not a curated record. The transcript has 4 exons. Gene Ontology annotation, molecular function: zinc ion binding; nucleic acid binding. Bases 1 to 1041 code for a protein of 346 amino acids.
AUGGGUAUCACGAUGCACAACGGCAAAGAAAAUCAGGGAAAACUUCAAGUUACUCAUGAAGGAACCACCAUAGAUAAAAAGACCAGGAUAGAUAUGUUGAACAGAGAGUAUGAAAUAAUUGCAAUAAAGGAAGGAGAAUCUAUUAAUGAACUGUUCGAAAGAUUCAACAUCAUCAUUGUUGGCUUGGAUGCUAUAAGAAUCAAGAAAAUGGUAAAGUUCAAGGAAAGAGGCAAGGGAAGCAGUUCAAGAAAACAAAAGAAAGAUUUUAACAAGGUGACAUGUUACAAAUGCAAAGAGACUGGGCAUUUCAAAUCUGAUUGCCCUAAGUUAAAGAAGGAGGAGAAGUCAAAGAAAGGAAAGAAAAAGGAACUGAUGGCUUCUUGGGAGGACUUGGAAAAUGACUCAGACAAUGAUGAAGAAUCUGAGACCAAGUCCCAACCAUGUCUCAUGGCAGAUCACGUUGAACAGGUAGUCUCUCAUAACCUUGACACUGAAGAUCUUCAUCUUAUGAUAGACCACGUUUCUGAAAAAAUUACAUGUUUCUUGCUGGAUAACCAAGAUCUUGAACAACAAAUCACCAUUCUUAAAGUUGAAAAUGGUUUCCUUAAAGAUAAACUAAGGGAGGCUGAAAUUGCUGUUGAACUUGUAUGCCUAGCAUCCAAGCGGAAGGGCAAUAUGUGGUUCAUGGAUAGCGGAUGCUCUGGGCAUAUGACCGAAAAAGCAACCUUCUUCAUAAAGCUUGAUGAGUAUGACGGAGGGUUUGUCACUUUCGGUGAUGAUGGUAAAGGAAAAAUAGUGGCCAUUGGAAAAUUUGGUAAAAGCUUCUCAUCUUCUAUAAAUGAUGUUCUUCUUGUUGAUGGUUUGAAACAUAAUUUACUAAGUGUUAGCCAAUACUCAUCUUCUAUAAAUGAUGUUCUUCUUGUUGAUGAAAAUGAUUCAGAUUGUGAAGAUGUUGUCAAUAAGGAAAUCAAUGAAGAAAAUCCUAAGUCUGUUCAAAAUGAAGAAUCUGUCCGUCCUGUUUUGUCGCAUCAGGAUGGAUGA